CUUUUGUUUCUCUCACGUUGGGGCUACUUGUUUUAGGGCGCAAAGGAACGGCUUCGAAAGGGGGUAUUUCCCCUGCCGAGAACCGGGAAUCUUACCCCGGCCCGCGCACGCGACCCGCCGGUGCGCCUCGGCCCGCGGACAAUCCUUCAUACACAGACUUGGAAUCUUCCCUUUUUUUACUCCAUUCAAUCAACUUAGCAGGGUUUCAAGAGCAGCAUUUAUAAAUUUCCAGAAUGGAGAUCUCCUCUCAUCAGUCUCACCUCCUGCAACAACUGAAUGAGCAGCGCAGGCAGGAUGUAUUUUGUGACUGCAGUAUUCUGGUUGAAGGAAAGGUCUUUAAAGCCCAUCGAAAUGUAUUAUUUGCUAGUAGCGGCUACUUUAAAAUGCUUCUUUCCCAGAACUCCAAGGAGACAAGUCAGCCAACCACAGCGACAUUUCAGGCUUUCUCCCCUGACACUUUUACAGUUAUCCUGGACUUUGUCUAUUCCGGCAAGCUCUCUCUCACAGGUCAGAAUGUCAUAGAAGUGAUGUCCGCUGCUAGCUUCCUUCAGAUGACUGAUGUCAUUAGUGUAUGUAAGACCUUUAUUAAAUCUUCAUUAGACAUUAGUGAAAAAGAAAAGGAUCGCUAUUUCAGCCUUUCGGAUAAAAAUGCCAGCUGUGAUGGUAUAGAACGCUCCUCUUUUUAUAGCGGCGGCUGGCAAGAUGAAAGCAGUUCUCCACAUUCUCACCUAAGCCCAGAUCAAGGAACAGGUAUAAGUGGGAAAUCUUGGAGUAAAUAUAAUUACCAUCCAGCCUCCCAAAGGAAUACUCAACAGCCUCUGGCCAAGCAUGAACAAAGGAAAGAUUCCAUUAAAAAAUCCAAACAUUUGAGGUUGUCACAGCCUUCUGAAAUGGCUCAUUAUAAGUCAAGCAAACGAGAAGCACGAACAUCUGAUUCUUCCAGCCACAUUUCGCAAUCUGAAGAACAGGCACAAAUGGAUGCGGAAAUGGACUCUACUCCUGUUGGCUAUCAGUAUGGUCAAGGAUCUGAUGUCACAUCAAGAAGUUUUCCAGAUGACCUGCCCAGGAUGAGGUUCAAGUGCCCAUACUGCACACAUGUGGUAAAGCGGAAGGCAGACCUCAAGCGCCACCUUCGUUGUCACACAGGAGAAAGGCCCUAUCCCUGUCAAGCUUGUGGGAAAAGAUUUAGCCGGCUAGACCAUCUAAGUAGCCAUUUUCGAACAAUUCACCAGGCAUGCAAACUCAUCUGCAGAAAAUGCAAACGCCAUGUGACUGAUCUAACAGGUCAAGUGGUACAGGAAGGAACCAGGCGCUACAGACUCUGUAAUGAGUGCCUUGCUGAAGUUGGCAUAGACAGCCUCCCCAUUGAUUUGGAAGCUGAACAGCAUCUUAUGUCCCCAUCAGAUGGAGAUAAGGAUUCCAGAUGGCACUUGGGUGAAGAUGAGAAUAGAUCAUACGUGGAGAUUGUAGAGGAUGGGUCUGCUGAUCUGGUCAUACAACAGGUUGAUGAUAGUGAAGAAGAAGAAAAGGAAAUAAAGCCCAACAUCAGGUAGCUGGGAUGUGAACCAACAGAUCUGGCAUGUCUGCAACUUACAUUGACUUCCCAUAACUCUCUCUUUCCAUGGUCAGAGUCUGGUUAACAAAUUAUCAGACUGACUUGAAAGUAAUGACCUGAUAUCACUUGCAUGCUUUCUGAACAGGCCAUUGUAUCCAUUCUGAACUUUGUUGCCCUAAAAUCUGUUGCUGCACUGGAAAGAAAGACCUAGCUUGAGUUGGCAUGAUGGAUGAACAAUUAAUCUUCUUACUUUUAUUACAGAGAUACCUUUUUUUUUAAUAUUGGAAGAUCUACUUAGUGAACUUUUUUCAAAGAAAAUAUUUUAAAUAAAUUCACCACAACCAAACUGUAUAUAAGAUAAUUUCAAGGUGUUUCAAAAACAUAUAAACUACCACUAUUGAAUUUUCACAGGGAACGAGGUAAGACCACAUUUAAGGGUCUGGCACCCUACCUGACUAAACUAAUUAGUCUAUUACCUUCAGACCGAAAAUGACCUAUCAUUAUUCCAAUAUCCUAAAUGUUUUAGAAUUACAGCAGAAAACAAACCUAAACUGUUUGAAAUCGUUCAUAUUUGAAACUUUUGUCAUUAAGUUAAAAAUUACUCUUAUGUAGUCAGUGUUUAAAAAGAACAAACUCUAAAAUAGAAGCUGACCAGAGAUUAUAUACAGACAUCAUUUUCUUAAAGCAGGAAACUAAUACUGUCAAGGUAGUUUUUUGAGGAUCUGUCUAUAUAGCUCUCUUCCUCUCUAGAGAAAAAAAGAAAACUGGAGGUUCUUACCAGUUCUUAAGAUUAAUUUCCUCCAUUUAUAUACUGCUAUAUUACUUAUAAAGUGCUCUUUCACACAUCUCCUCACCUAAUCAGCAAGGUAAAUAGUAUUGUCUCUGAUUUACAAAUGAGGAAAUUAAGGUCAGAAAGUUUAAGUCGUGGGACUGGUGACUAGACAGGUUUUGAUUUUAAACAGUCCUCUUUCAACUGUCUCUCCCUGGAUAGUCCCCUGAAAUGGUGAAGAAGUGAAGUCAAACCCCACCAAUCUGCAAUAAUUAUAAAAAGAAGCCUAUGAGAAUUAGAAAGUAUGAAAGAAGAGGAAUUUAAUCAUCUUCAACAACAUAUAAUAUCUUGAACUAGAGUUAUUCAAGUAGUGCUAAGUAAUGUCCCUAUAGUACCUAUUGACAUGUUUUUAUGUUAUUUAUAUAUAAAUUUUAUAUAUAAAACUAUUUGAACACAUUAUUCUCCUAAGUUCUUUAAGCAGUUUAUAUAUAAUUCUUCAAAACAAACUUUUCUACUAGGAUACAAAGUUAAGUUUUAACUCCUCCCCUAUAUGAAUUAUGAAACAUUCCAAAAUUACAGUCAAAUUGGAGAUGCAUUAUUUUAGUUGUAAAGAUAAAAUCUAAAUACUAGAAGUAAAGAACUGUUCAUAAAGGUCUUGGCAAGUUAUCCCAAUUAAGCUUGUUUUAAUUUAAUUUUGAUAGAGGCUCCGUGUAUUAUACUGUAUUUUUAACUGCCAUGACAUACCUCAAGAUACUUUUUAUGUUAUUUUCUCUUAUUCUUUAAUUAAUGAUUGUCCUUAAUACCAAUUUGUGGGCCAAAAUGGUUAAUUUCUUUAAGUUUUUUUUAUAAAUAGAUGAAUAACCACUUUGUUUUAUGGUACCUAAUUCUGAGAUUUUUUUUAAGAUUCCCCUGAUGGUAAAUUUCCAAUUGCUUCAAGACCGGAUAGUGUGCAUUGAGUUCCUUGUCUCCCAACAUGACCAUUCCUGAGUCAGGAGUCUUAACAAUUACAUUGUUCCAAAUGAGGGAGGGAACACUUGUCAUUCUUCAGUCUCACCAGAGGAUGAUAACAUCUUUCAAAAUUGUAAUCUGAUUUUUAAUCAUUGGAACCAAUAGGAAAAAUGACUGACUUGAGCUUUAUUUAUAGAAAUGAAGUUGUGCUUGCAUGUGUAUACUCUAACGCACUUUAGUCUAUGAUCUAAAUGUUCUUUGAUGCUACUAUAUUCUGCAUGCAAACAUCAGCAUGAUUGUCAGCAAGGUCCACUGAACACAGUGCCACCAGCACUUGUAGAGCCUUAUCAGAAAUAAUGCUUUCUCAUAAUUGUUUAUAACAAGCAUCAAGCAAUCCCCACAAAACAGCUAUCAAAUUCACCAAACUAGACAGUGCAUCUGUUCUAUCAUUUUAGUAUCAUAAAAGAACAUUCGUGACAUGUUUGUAAGUUGUAAAUAAUAACUCCAGUAUCAUAUCAUAUUUAUCUAAGACUUUAGAGACCAAUUCUUUUCUAGAGUGAAACUGUCUAUUAAUGGUUUCUAAGAAAACUGAAUUCUUUGGCUCUUAAAUGUGGGAAAAUAUUACAUAGGGGUAUAAUCUGUUAAUAUAAGCUUUAUUUAUGCCAAGAUUUUUUUUUUUUAAUGUUAGGAAAAUAAUGGAAGUUGGUUAGACCAAAGUUUGCUCUUACAAGAAUGCUGUUUUAUCAGCUUCUGAACACCCUUUUAAGUCUAUGGUCCUCAAGAUCCGGUUGAUAGGAUGAAGUUUUGCAAAAUAAAGCACCACUGAGUCGUGCCUACUGUCUGGAGGAAGCAAAAUUGACUAGGCCAGUGGUUUAAAAGAUUUUUUUUUACCCAAGAAACCCCUUCUUCAAAUGAAUUGUUUCAUAGAGAAGUUCAACAUUUAAGGAAACUCUAAAGGACAGAGCUGCUCUGGUUUAAGCUCCCUACAAACCUUUCCCCAGACACUCUGCAGAGCUCAGGAGUCCAGCACUGAAAACCUUGGGCUGGAUCACUUUUUGAAUUCCCUUUGAGCAUUACAGUCUCACUUCAUUACUCCUGUUACUCCUUGCACUUAUAAACUGGUAACCAUAGAGCAGCAAAUCACAUCUUUACAAGGCUCCUUCUAUAGUUAUCAUAUAUCUUAAGACCUUUUUAAGAACAAAUUUUUCAAUAUUGUAUGUCUGAGUGAUGAAAUCAAACACAGUUACUGCUUUUAUGUGGCCAAGUUACUGCUUAAUGGAUGAAAAGUUCAGUGUUUCAGUUACUUAUGAGCUCAGAACUCAAUUCGUUAAAAGUUAUUUUGCUGAGUCAUGCUAAGAUAUAUUGAAAUUUCCACUCAUAUUGGUUAUAUAUGUUUGGAGUCCUAAAAUUAAUACUAUGGAAACAUCACUAAAAACAGUACAGCAUAAGAUAUGUUUAACUGGGAAGGGUGAUAACAGUAGAUACUGGAGGACCAAACUUUAGAUUAUAAAUGGAAAGUUCUAAGUUAUUUUAUAUUAGAGUGGAUCAGUAUUACUAUUUAUCAUUUAUAUAGCAUUUUAUAUAUGCAAAGUAUUUAAUAAUUUUUAUGUUAUUCUUUACAUAUCUAUGAAAUAGGACAUUUAUCACAUGAAAGGUAAAGAAAUUGAGGCACAGAACAGUAAAGCAACCUGCCUAAGACAACCCAGUGAAACAGUGGCAAAAAUAGGAAUUAGAAUGAUCAGAUUUUCUGAAUCCUAGAAUAUCAGCUUAAAUCACUGAGGUGUGUUGUGUAUUACUCUAUUUUAUGAGUUUAUGCAAAUAACAGUCAAUUGUUUUAAAGCUUACAUCAUUGUAUGUGGAUAAAUCCUAUACAGAAUAAAUAUUAUGUAAAGGAUGUGACUUUGGUUACAAGUUUCAAUGAUAAAAAUUCAGGUUGUCACACAAGUGGCAUUAUUUAGCCAAUUUUAUAUAUUGUGAAGUAUAAUUUAAUUAAUAUUUUAUUUUGAUACAGGAGUUUCUCAACUAUUCAUGCCAAUUGAGCCAUGAAUAGACCAGAAAAAUGAAAUCCACAGAGAAUCUAUAAACUUCAUUUUCUAACUUGUCAGCCUUCUCCCUAAAGUACCUGUGUUAAUGCCAAUGAAAAGUGAACUAUGUUAAUAAGCCACACACAGGAGAAGCCAGGGGACUCAAUUUUUUUUUUUUUUUUUUUGGCUGCACUGGGUCUUCGUUGUGGCGUGUGGGCUUCUCUCUAGUUGCAGUGCGUGGGCUCUCUAGUUGUGGCGCGCCAGCUCAGUAGUUGCUUAGUUGCCCCACGGACUGUGGGAUCUUAGUUCCCCGACCAGGCAUCAACCCCGUGUACUAUGCAUUGGAUGGCAGAUUCUUAACCACUGGACCACCAGGGAAGUCCCGGGACUCUUAACUUUUAAAUGCAAAAUAUUUUGAAAUGUUCUACUUAAAAGCAUGAUAAACACUUUUCCCUGCCUCUUUUUAUUUUCUUCACACCAGCAAAAGCCAUUGGAUACUUCAUCAUCUUUAGAUAGGAAACCAGUGACCAGGGCAAUGCCAGUCAUCUCUUUACCUUUGGGCUUGAUUAGAUCAUUUGCAAACAUUAUUAAAGACAACUUGUAAAGUAUAUCUAAGAACUGAUAAUACUUUCCUUCACUCUUUCGGAUUUCUAGAUACACAGAUCCAUUAUAUAGUUUCUUGAUUUCCCCAUUGGGAAAAAUCUUUUAAUUCCUUGUUGAUAUUAUUUACAACUACUUAAUUCUUUUAUUGAGUAACUUAUUUUAUUCAGCCUAUAAGGGAAAAAAAUGGAACAUUUUUACCUAGAUAGUAGUUCUCAACCUUGGCUGCACUUGAGAAUCACUUGUGGAAAUUUUAAAAAUACAGAUGCCUAAGUAAAGCAGAAUCUCUGGCAGAUGGGGCCUGGAUACAUUUUUUUUUAAUCUUUCCAGUGUUUUUUAUGUGCAAAAUAGGUCCCCUAGUCAAGGUUCCCCUCUGUUCUCCCCAGAUAGAUAGAUGCUAAAGUUGGGCAGUGGAACCAUUUCACCUUCCAGUCCACUGGUUCGCAACCCUAUCAUUAAGGAAAAAAAAUUAAAAUAUGGUUGCCCAGUCCAAGAAAAUAUUAUUUUUUGUGAAAUUUUAAGAUAUUGUGUAUGUCCCCUCAUCUAAAGUUUUUAUUAGGGUCAAACAGUAUGGACACUAAAUUAAAAUAGCCCAUUUUUACUUUGAGAUGUAUUUGCAUUUUU
Balaenoptera acutorostrata (minke whale) is the source of this 6520-nucleotide messenger RNA. It is a transcript of the gene ZBTB8A, whose product is annotated as zinc finger and BTB domain containing 8A. Gene Ontology annotation, molecular function: protein binding; DNA-binding transcription factor activity, RNA polymerase II-specific; RNA polymerase II cis-regulatory region sequence-specific DNA binding. Bases 234 to 1553 code for a protein of 439 amino acids. The transcript is spliced from 5 exons. The record is from RefSeq and is a predicted model, not a curated record. Gene Ontology annotation, biological process: regulation of transcription by RNA polymerase II. NCBI's taxonomy places the organism in Eukaryota, Metazoa, Chordata, Mammalia, Artiodactyla, Balaenopteridae.